AUGCAGCAAAAGCGAACAUCAGCAACGCAAAAUUUAAUUUCAUUAAGACGGCCAAGAUCAUUGUCAUGUACUGAUUCCGAGGAUAAAUCAAUAGUUUUGCAAGAAGGAAAAUAUAAUAACACGAAAGAGCGAUCGCAGUCUAAAAAUUUCUCACUGUCAUCAAAAUCUUCCAGCGGUUUUAGCAGCAUGGAUUUGAUGAAAAAUUUCGAAAAAGUCGAAAAUUGGCGCAAGAAUUCGUCGAGAUUUUUGGAUGAACAUAAAGAAGAUGAAAUUUUACUGGAUCAAGAAAUGGACGAUACUGCUUCUUCACAACAUAAAUUAACAAAAUCCAUGGAUGAAGAAUGGUCAAUGGAAACAACAGCGCAGAAAGUAUGCGACCCUUGCGCCCAGCGGAUGUCAGAUUUGAUUGUAAAUAGAAGCGACAGCAAAGCGGAAAAUUUCAUUCAUUGCAUCAGAAUAUCCGAUAAUGAUAACUGCGUGAAACAGGAAUUAAAUCAAAAUUCUGAAAAAUAUUUUCAAAUUGCCAAUAACAAAUCAGGAGCGCAAAAGUAUUACACGAAAUCAGCGGAGCAUGCAAUCGCUCCGAAUGAACUUGUAAAUGUUGCGCCGUAUUCUUGUAAAAUAGAAUCUCAACGAUCUCAGCUGUCGAAUCGAACUUAUAAAUUAAAAGAUUCGAAAAUAUUCGCAAGGAAUAAUUCGCCUAGAAAUUCUUUAUCAAUAGAAAAGGAUCAUAUCAUUUCAGAUCAAAAGUAUUUUGAUAAUUUAAUAUUGAAACAAAAGGUUGCAGUACCAACUACGAAACAUUCAGAAUUGAUUACGGGUAAAGAAUAUUUGGAGCCGUAUUUUAUACAUCCGAGAAAUGAAUCCGGUGAAAUAUUUGUGAAUAAUAAUGAUAAUUCAUGUGAUAUCAACAAGUGUCAAAAUAGGCAGUGCGCAGAUAUGUUAAAAAGCAUUAUGAGUGAUAAUCGAAGAAGUAGAAAACAAAAUCAAUCUUUUGUCGAAUUACCGGAAGUGAAUUACAGAGAUGAAGAGGUUAAAACGAGUGCCAAUAUGAUGUCGCCAUGUCAUUCUCUUCAUGAAAAUACAAAAAAAUCAGAUAAUAUUUUAAAUAUGGAUCCGGAAAAAAUCGAACGUUUUCGUAGAGAGAGUUGCAGCACAUCACAACAUCCUUACAAUAAUGAUAAGAUGAAUCAUUUGAAAAAUACGUUUAUUUCUUCAGGAAAACUAUUGAGAAAUAUGGGAAAUAAUUUAAAUUUAGAACGGAGUUCAUGUAAAUUUGCAGAAAAUUCAGCAGAUUCGAAAAAGUCUGAAUGGAAAAUUGAGGAAGCUAAGUUAAGAAAAAAAUGUUUGCAACAUCGGCUAAAGCCUAUUGUACAUUUGGUGCCAAUUAUCCGGAAGAAUGAACAGGAAGCGAUGAUUUUAUCACCACAGAAGAAAAUGACAUUAAGGAAAUUUACUGAUAAGGAACCGAAUCAAUAUACAUCAAAUAUUUUCAUCAAUCCAAUCUAUGCUAAUGCUGGACCAGGUAUGAUUGCAUCUGGCAGAUGCAGUAAACAAUCGGAAAUUAUUGUACCACAAUGUAUAACUCCUCCUCUGUAUAAUGUAUCUCGAGAUAACAGAAGAAAUCUCAAAUCUGUUGAUGCUUUAUACGAACAUUCCACCAUUGUUCCACCUUGUCUACCUUAUUCAGGUAAUAGACGCCAAUCAAGAAAAACAUUGAGGCGAUUCAUGUAG
Acanthocheilonema viteae is the source of this 1734-nucleotide messenger RNA. The record is from the annotation of a GenBank genome assembly. NCBI's taxonomy places the organism in Eukaryota, Metazoa, Nematoda, Chromadorea, Rhabditida, Onchocercidae.